Molecule: messenger RNA, 2985 nt
Organism: Maudiozyma barnettii
Lineage: Eukaryota; Fungi; Ascomycota; Saccharomycetes; Saccharomycetales; Saccharomycetaceae
Gene: SOG2
Product: Sog2p
Exons: 1
Coding region: 1-2985 (994 amino acids)
Cellular component (GO): plasma membrane
Molecular function (GO): protein binding
Source: RefSeq, a predicted model, not a curated record
AUGCCAUCAGUAAUGAAUCCAACCAUUGAUAGCAAUCGUAAACAUUCAACAGAUAUCCCUAAAUUAGAAAGGUUGAUAGCGAAAGAACUGGCUAAACAAGAAUCAUCCGGAACCAGCCAGUCUACUAUUAAAUUAGUCGGCCUUGACAUCAAGACCAUCACAAGUGAUGAUAUACAACAGAUACAAAAUGUAGAUAGGCUCUCGUUAAGAAAGAACCAGUUAGUGGCUCUCCCUAAAUGCUUUGCAAAUUUGAAGAAUUUACGCUAUUUGGAUCUUAAUUCGAACAACCUGAGAGAUAUACCGCAUAUUUUACAACAAUGUCCACAGUUAGAGAUUCUGGAUUUAUCCUGUAAUAAAAUUAAGACGUUACCAUUAGACAUAUCUUCUCAUUGGAAUCAAAACCUAAAAGUCUUAUCAUUGAAAAAUAAUAGACUGACUUCCAUAAAUGAUUUACGAAUAAUUUUAGCACUUCCGAAACUUAAUGUUCUGGAAAUUGAAGGUAAUAACAUUCCUAAAGAAGAAUUAGACAUGGUUCAAGCAUACACACCUAUAACAACAACGAUACCGAAGGACGAAUAUUGGGCUGUAGCACUUCGAAGAUACUUCGAAGAUCAUCCUGAGAGAAAUAUUCUCCCUAAUUCGUCAUCAAAUCAACAAAAUAAUCAGGAUUCUAGCAGCAAACUUUCCAGAGCAUCAAAGAGAAUGGGAUUCAUAAACACUACUAGAAACGGAUCGAUUUCGUCCCCGUUACAACAUUCUCCUAAAAAUUCAUCGAAUGAAAUAACUAAUGCAUCAUAUCAACCCGUCGAUACUAUACAACCAAGCCGAAGAACACACCAUAUAGGUUAUAAUGAGGAUAAUAACCUUAAGAGUAAUAAUAGUAAUAUUAAUAAUAGCAACAGUACAAAUACAUUGAACGUACCUACCACAUCUGCAUCGACAUCAAUGUUAAGUCAUUCUCCUAAUCCAUCCCAUGGACAAACCGGUAGUGGGACUGAAUUGUACAACCACACAAAAUACAAUGAUUAUUUCAAAAGAUUAUCUAUUUUACCUGAGGAAACAAUGGUUAAUGAAGAAACAAGAAUUUCACAGGCAGAAUUAGUGGCUGCUUGUAGGAAGUUACUCUUUGGAUUCACUGAAUGUCAACAAGCUGUAAGAAAAAUUGCAUCGUUUUGUAAAGAUGCUUCCAUCGCUGUCAAUAUUGUAUCUUUGUUGUAUUCUGUUAGAACUCAUAUAGAUAAUCUAGUAGAGAUAUUGGAACAGAUUGAAAAUGAUGAAUCCCCAAGUGAUCAAGGUUUAAUAAAAAUUUGCGUUACUAUCAUCUCGUCGUUUAAACAAAUUAUCACAGUACUACACAAAAAUUUUACAACCUUUUUUGAAGAGGAUGACUUAUGUUUUAUUCGUAUGUUCUAUAUGACACUAUUAUGUUCAUACACCGAAAUAUACAAUGCGUGGAGUUUUAUUAGUCCCGAAUUCCACACGAGAAGUUCAAAACAACAAAGAAGAAAAUAUCCAUUAAAGAAAGAAGAUUCUUCUUCGGCAUUAUCAUUUGUCGCAUCUUCCUCUUACAAGCCUAAUCCUACUAAUACAAGCAUUAACGAAGAAAAGAAUCCAUUUGAACAAAAUUUAGCAAACUUCAAUAACUCAAAACAUAGCAUAGCUCGGGUUCGUAGUAAUACUUUACAGAAUAAAAUAGUAUCAAACUUACCAUCUACCUUAGCACAUACAAAUUCUUCUAAUAGUGAUAGUUCUUUCAACAGUAGUACGAUUCAUGAAUUAUCGUCACUCAAUGCAGAUCCUCCAAAUACGCAACUUAAAAAUAUGUCGGCUAGCCUAACACAUAAUGAGGGUAUCUCUAGAGAAAGGUCCAACGACAAUUCUCCAAGUUCGCAGCAUAAUAUACACAGUCAAGAGAUGUCUCGAUCUACGUCUAUUAAUAAGGUUCAAAUGUCAGACAGUGUUGUAGAAAGAGAGAGAUCAUCAUCGUCCUCGGCAGGUAGUACCAUUUUGCGUACAGCAUCUGUAAGCUCUCAACACGUUUCUAUGAUGAAAUCUUCAAGUAGCUCUAUACAGGUUAAUAAAGAUGCACCAUUUCGAAAUAAGACAGAUGUUGCUGGUGAGCCCGUCACAGAACAAAAUGACAAGAGUUCAUCUGACAUAGAUAGAUCACAAACAACUUCUGGUAAUGAAAUAGACAAAAACACGAAUGUUGGAUCCGUUUUAGUGCAAAGGAGUGAUAGUAUUGAUAAGACAAUGGAGGUCACAGAAAGAAGAAGCCAAGAUUCCAGUACGCAUAGUAACAAUCAAACAACAGUUGAAGCAACUACUAUAGGUGAGACAGAACAGAAUAUUGAUCGUCAACUAUAUGAAAUGUUAAUCAAUGUAACACGAAUGGUGAGUGUGGUCUAUGACCAGUUAACCAACGAGAUCUCGAGAAUUGCAAUGGCUAGUACAACAGGUCAACAAAAGUUAACAGAUGAAUUAUUGUUAAGAAUUCGUGGUCUAACUGAUACUUGUUGUCAGGCAUUAGAUUUAUCAAAGACACUGAAUGAAAGAUUACAAUUAUUGGUCAAUGAUGAUCCAAAGAUUGUUGAACCUUAUUUAAGUGAUAAUGAGAAAUUAAUUACUUGGGAGAAUAUUAAUGCAUUUUUGAAAUCCAUCAUAUCUAUCCUGGGAAGUACAAAGGUAGUUAUGACUGAUUUACCUAAUCUGAAUGAAAUUAGACCACAUUUGGCUUCCUUGGCUAAAAUCACAAAGGAUGUUACAGUUAUCUUAGAUUUGAGUUCAUAUAAGGCCGUCUCAGUUACAGCCUCUCAAUUACAAAAACAACAGCAAGUGCAAAUCCAGCAGCAGCAGCAAUUACACCAGCAGCAGCAGCAACAGUUGCAACAGCAACAACAACAAAUUAAUAGUCAUACCCAUGUUCCUCUGUUGACACCACAACCAGUACCUAACAAUGGACAGAACAGUUAUCCCUUUGAGUAA